This is a messenger RNA of Trypanosoma brucei brucei TREU927, 537 nucleotides long. RefSeq lists its product as hypothetical. Bases 1 to 537 code for a protein of 178 amino acids. The transcript has a single exon. NCBI's taxonomy places the organism in Eukaryota, Euglenozoa, Kinetoplastea, Trypanosomatida, Trypanosomatidae. The record is from RefSeq and is a predicted model, not a curated record.
AUGUUGAUACGAACCCUAAGCCCUUCCCGCGUGCCAGAAACCGGAAUGCUGUUGGGUUAUCUCCACCGAACUGUACGUCAACCGUUGAUUCACCAGUUGGGGAAAAAGGUUGCCCUCCGCCCCCGCAGGGGGCAGUUUGGCUCCAUCCACCCAUCACAAGAGCAACCGGCUGCCGGCUGUGACUCAAAGAGACGAGGAAUGUCCAUCCUCUUUCUUGAACACACGGCGAUAGUACUUACGUUGCGGCGUUUCGCCGCAAAAACUUAUCCGCACGUCACGGCACACAGUGCAGUUUCCCCGUCCCACAUUCACAUCCGGCCGCUUCCCUGCGCCCCAAAAAAGUUAUCGCGGGACGACCGGACGACACCUACCCCUUGGUGUGCGCUAAGCCCGUCCCCUCAGUUGACGACAGAGAUUCUGCACUUUAUUGGCACGCGCUUGGUAUCUGCAACGACAAAAAACGUGGUGGGGAACCCCCACCGCAAUAUUCAUCAAAAAAAAAAAAAAGCUGGCGUUGUACGCGACACAACUUGCUAA